CCGCCGCCGCCGCCGCCAUGGCGGAGCGGAGCCGCGGCGCUCGGCGGCGGCUGCUGCUGCUGCUGCUGCUCCUGGCUGGCUCCUACGCCAGCCCGGCCGAGGAGGGCGGCGGGCGGCGGGAGGCGGGCGGCGGGGAGCACGGCGAGGACGCGGCGCGGCACCCGACCUCGUACGGCACCUUCGCCAGCGGGUUCCACGACCUGCGCUACCUCCGAGGAGGUUACCCUUUCCCUACUGCUCCUCCUGUGGAUCCCUUUGCAAAAAUCAGAGUGGAUGACUGUGGAAAAACCAAGGGAUGCUUCAGGUAUGGUAAACCUGGAUGUAAUGCGGAGACUUGUGACUACUUUCUAAGUUACCGUAGAAUAGGAGCUGACGUGGAAUUUGAGUUGAGUGCCGAUACUGAUGGCUGGGUGGCAGUGGGAUUUUCCUCAGACAAGAAGAUGGGAGGAGAUGAUGUCAUGGCUUGUGUUCAUGAUGACAACGGAAGAGUCCGAAUACAGCACUUCUAUAAUGUCGGUCAGUGGGCUAAGGAAAUCCAGAGAAAUCCUGCUAGAGAUGAGGAAGGGGUUUUUGAAAACAAUCGUGUAACAUGUCGAUUCAAGCGUCCUGUGUAUGUUCCCCGAGAGGAAACCAUCGUAGAUCUGCACUUGAGUUGGUACUAUCUGUUUGCUUGGGGUCCAGCAAUCCAGGGUUCUAUAACUCGUCAUGAUAUAGACUCACCACCUGUAUCAGAACGUGUUGUCAGUAUUUACAAAUAUGAAGAUAUUUUCAUGCCAUCAGCUGCCUAUCAGACCUUCUCUUCUCCAUUCUGCUUGCUCCUCAUUGUUGCACUGACCUUCUAUUUAUUGAUGGGAACCCCAUGACCAAUGGAAAAUAGCAAGAAUUUGUCGCUGGAAGUUUCUCAGGAUGGACGGCUAUAUGGAUGGCUGAUGCAUUUUUCUAUUGGAAUUUAUAUCACAGCACCAUCCUCAUCUAGGUGAUUUUGAACAUAGUUAGCUUCUCAGAAGAAUGAAAUAACCAUCUCCUUUGAGUGGCAGAGUGGUGACAAAUCAUUUAAGAAUAAUCAGCAAACACAUAGGAGAAUAUUUUCAGUGUUGUGAUUACUUGCUUAAAGAAAAUGACACUUUUGUAAAAUCAAUGUGUGUGUGUGUGUGUAUGUAUGUAUGAGAGGGGUGCCUGUAUGUGUGUUUAGGUGAAUUUAGUGAUGAACAUCUUAUCAAAUAACAAAAUUGCCUUCCAAAUUGCUUCGAAAAAGCAAAUUUAGGAAAACAUUGUAAUGCUGUUUGGUACUUCUGGAGCAGAGAGCACAACUCCAAGUGCAGUUUUGGAUGUUAAGAUCCAGAUAGCAACACAGCAAUAUAAAACCUGCCCUCAGUAGUGGACAGUUCUCCCAAUUUUUUAAUUUUUUUAAAAUAUUUAUGAAGGAUCACUUGCUGUGGUAGUUUUCAAAACUAAAUUUAAAUAUUCAAGCAUUAGCACAAUUUUUUUUUCAAUGGAAAAGAGGUGAUGAAUGUCUUUUAUUUGUUUCAACAGCCUUUUUGAAAAAAAUGGCUACUUCUUAUAAGAGUGAGAUACAAAGUCAUUUAAACAAGGGGAAGGGAGAAUACAGCAGUAUAAAUUCUCCAUGCAUAGGAAAAGCAGGUGUAAAACAUGCAGAAUAUAGAAGUUCCCAACAAGCCAUAGGUUGUCUUCCCAGUAGACUAGAUCAGUUUUUCUCUUUUUAUGAAAAAACAGUAAUUUUGCUGACAUGUAAAUACGUUUUUUAAGUAGUUGUGCGGUAAUAUGAAGUAAUCUGGUUUUCUGUGUUGUAUACCUCUAUAUCCUGUUCAUGUUAAAGGUGACUAUAGUCAACUGGUGUUAACUUACAAAGAAACAGAAAUAUAAUGAGAUUAUUUCUAAGGAAAGACAGUGGUUAAUAAGAAGAGCAGUAUCUUUAGUUCAUCAAACCUUGGCUGAGAUAUAGUUACUGUGGAAAAAGAUGAGCUAAAGAGGAAAUACAUUAGACUUUUUUAUCAUAUAUAAAUAUUCCAAGAUGAAUGCUAAAUAUUACAGAAAUGGAAAGUGUCAAAAUGCAUUUAUAACCCACAGAAUAUUAUGAAAAACUUUGAGUGGAGAGUUUCUGUUCUUCAUGUAAUAGGAGGUGUACGACAUGUGCCUACAUGCAGCAGUCAAAUGUGCUUAGAAAAGGUUACGCAUUCACUUUCCAACUCAUGUUAAAAUUCUAUUUAAAUAGAAUUAAAAUAUAAAUAGUACCAAAGUUUGAUCUAAUGGGGUACGCUUGAGGACUCUGUAACACAGGACCUGGUAAAGUAUGUGAUGGAACUCCUUUCUAUUCUCAUUACUGCACAGAAUAUAAAAUGAUUAAUUAGCUUUGCUUGGUUCACAGUGUUAUUCACAGGCUGAUGUUUAUAAACUUGUUUUUUUAGGCUCAUAGUUCUUCAAACCGAUGCUUAGGGUAUAUGAAUUAGAUUGAAAAUUAAUUUGUCUUCAUAACAAACACUUUAUCCCUAUUUCAACAGAAAGAUUGAUUAGUAUUUUAUAUUUUUAUUGUUGUCUUAAAGGAUUUGUUCACUUAAAAUUACUGGACUAGAUCUCAGGAGAGGGAAGAAAAAUUCAGAAUGAAGUGAACUUUAGAAGUGUGUAUACUUUAUUUAGUGUAAAUUGCUUCUCUCAAGUUGGUUAGCUUACUCAUCAUCUGAUGAAGAGUACAGUGGAGUCCACCUAACGAGGAAGGAAUGCUUUGGUCCACAACAACUAUGUAAUUCAGCCUUAAGAUUGGGUGGAGCAGAUAAGCCAAAGCCUGGAGAAUCAGCUUUACAUUCAGCAACCAGUUGAAGUGACGAAAUCAUUAGGGAAAGUUCUUUCUGCAUUGUGCUGAUUUGUAGGCAGCUGAGAUACUGCAGUUCUUUCUCAGAGCCUCAGGGUUGCUUUAGUCUAUGGCCUUGUAUUUGCUAUUUUAGUUUCAACCAUUUACCUGAUUACCCACUAAAGGGCUAAUUUGUUAAUUUAAAUGUACUGAAGUAGGAUAGAAACCCAUUUUGGUUCCUCUUUUCUGUCAUUAUAUUUUUCUCUUGUUGAAGUAUUAGCAGAAAGGUGCUCUUCUGUAAAAACUUUCACCCAAGCUUCAAAGUACUUAAUUAGCCUAAUAAAGUAUUUCUAAUCAAAAGGGAGGAAAUAAAAGGCCACAGCAAGCAGCAAAGCAAUCUGUUAUUUGGCAUUUCAGCUGAUGGUUCAGUUUGGCCCUGAGUUUGUCUGAGAGUUGCCCUUCAGAGCAGGAAAAUCAAGAAUAUGAAAUUCAAGUUGACAAACAAAGAAAUUCUGGGUGUUUAGAACUUACUAGUUAAGAUGAAAUCUGAGAAGAAAAAGGGCAUAAGAGAAAUAAAAGGUCUUUAGGUCAGGGAUGUUUAACUAUGGAUGAUUCUUGGUAAAUCAACAUUUGAGUGGGCAUAGUAACUUGUCAUGGGGGGGGGGAUUUUGUAUUUUUUUGUUGUUUUGUAUUUUUUUUUUUUUUAAUUUUGAAAAGCAGGAUUGAUCCCUGUUAACCAAAGUGAUGGUCUUCUAAGAAAAUUUUAGGUGAUCAUGGCAUUUCAAGUAGGUUUUUUUAAUUUUUUUUCCUAAUUGAUGGGUACCAACACAAACUAGAAGAAAAGGCCUGCUUUGGAAAAGGAGGCAGACAUUUCCAUCUCCAAGUAAUUUUUACUUUCUUAAGUGUGAUUACUAGCAAACAACUGUUAAAGAAUACAUUUCUAAAGUGCUUUGAGACUUACUUGCAGAGUGGCCUAAUACAGAGGCUGGAAUCAAAUAAAUAUGUAUAUUUAUUCGGUAUAGGUGAGUUGCUAAUUAAUUUUUCCCCCCUCAAAAAAAAAAAAAGCCUAUCUCAUUUGAUAAUAUUAUUGGAUACAGGGUGAUGCUAUCUUCAAAAUUCUAUUAUUACAAGGGAAAUAACUCUGAUUUUGAAAGAUAACAUAUUAAUGAGAAGUGUUUGAAAUCCCUCUGUGGCGUUCAUGUCUUUGAUUGGUUUUGCAAUACUUGGAUAGCAAGAAAAUUAACAUUUGUGGCCUCCGUAACCUGAGGAAAAGCCCAGAUUGGGUUAAAUGUUUUCAAAGCUGUGUUGGGCACUGGCUUUCCCAGACUUCAGCACAGGGAUUAAAGUAUGGUGUACAUCAGCAGUAUUGAAGCUCACUUAGGGCACCAUAUCCUGGGUCUGAACCAAAAAGAAGAGCCUUUCAUAUACUAAAUGUCUACUACAAAACGGAAAUAACAAACAGCAUGACCCAUCCUGCACCAAAUCUCUUAAAUAUGCAUAUCUUCUUGUUGACAAGCAGCUCAACAUGAUCUGGCAAUGUGCACUUGCAACCCAGAAAGCCGACCGUAUCCUGGGCUGCAUCGUAAGAAAUGUGAGUAGCGGGUCAAAGGAAGUGAUUUUGCCCCUCUGCUCUCCUGAUACCCCACCUGGAGUACUGCAUCCAGCUCUGGGGCCCCCAACACAAGAAGGAUGUGGACCUGUUGGAAUGAGUCUAGAGGAGGGCCACUAAGGUGAUGAGAGGACUGGAACACCUCUCCUAUGAAGGUGGGCUGAGAGAGUUGGGGUUGUUCAGCCUGGAGAUGAGAAGGUUCUGGGGACACCUUAGAGCAGCCUUCCAGGCUGUAAAGGAGUUAGUAGGUAAAGGAGGACUGGCACACAUCUGUCUUCAUGAUUUUCCAUGUCACAAUUAGACAUCUGUGUUGUUGAUGAUACUCAGUUAUUCGUAAGUAAACGACUGCUAUAAGUUUAUGGGAAGAUGCAGGUCUCUCUGUUUGAUUCUGUCUUCUCCUUACUUUCUCAUACCUCCAAUGCAUUUUACUAAGAAGAAAUUAUUCUUGUUUUAGAGAACAGACCCUCUCUCUGCUCUUUCAGGUCUUUUCUGGGUCCAAUGGAAGUUUGCACCCUGCAGUACUUUAGAGGUAGAAUUCAAGUUUAUAUGCAAAUUACAAAACUUCUAUUAGCAUUUAAACUGCAUUUGGUGAUUCUGUGGUUUCAUUGGUUUGCAACGCUGCUGUGCAGCAGAUGUACUUCCCACACACACUUUUUUUAACAACUCCAAAUAGUUUCCCCAAGAAAAGUAUUUGGUAAGAGCUUUAGAAGAAGGAAAUGUGUAUUUCAGAGAAUUACAAAAGGUCUAAUAUCACUUGUUUUCAGAGGUAACUUUGGAGUGUUAGUAUUUUAUACAAAGUAGGACUUUGUAUUGAGCCUUAGAUUUAUGACAGAAGCACAUUUAUGAUAGAAACACGUUUAAAUAUUACUGUGUUUCAGUGCUUCAUGGAGCUGUGGAUAUGCAUAACUUUCAUGAAUUGACAUGAUAUGUUUCAACCUUGACUCCACAGCAUGUAAUGAAACUGGCAAAGCAGUUUGAUUGAAUGCUACACAGACAGGCAGUGGUGACAUCAAAUAGUUUGGAACAGAAGAAUGGAGAGACUGGAAGUAAGGGUGACUGACAAGAAAGGGCUAAUGGUUUUGGCAUACUUUCUAUUUUUGUACGAGUUUACAUGUGGCAGAGCCUGUGUGACACUCUUUAUCACAAGCAAAUAUUACUUUAUAUGAUGAGAAGGAACAGAGUCUGGUCUGACUUCAGUGAGAGUUUAGCUUCUGUGUGGGUCUGAGCUGUGUAAGGACUGAUGUGGGCAUCAGGUCAGACUAUACCACAAGAUGUCUACUCCCAUCAACCGAGGUAAGAGCUAGAGGCUUGAUCGUGCCCUCAGAGGUGUGAAAACCUGUCAAGACCCCGUAGGCAGUCAUGACAGUCGGCUGCAGUGGGGAGUACCUGCUCAGUUUGUAAAAUGGCCAGUGAGCAGGUACUCCCUGCUUGCUGCAGUUUAAAUAUCAAAAGAUGGGGGCUCCAUAUAUUUUCUUAACAGUUUUCACUGUACAUUAUCUAAUUCCUCUAAUAAAAAUUUCAUUAUUAGUAUUUCUGUAGCAGAGUGUUAGGACAGCUGUUCACCAAACUGCCCAGGACAGAUAUGGAUCUAACUGGGAGGUUUUAAAAACAAUCUCAAUUUCCUGUGUACAAAAAUCAAUAAAAAGAAAAAUUUUUCUUACUAUAUGUCAACUUUUCACAUUUUUUUUUCAUAUCUAGUUAUUUCUAUGCAAUUUUUAUGUCUAGGUAUAGAGUAAGAUAUAGGUAAGCCUUGCUUUGCCAAAGUUCUCUUAUUAGUAUGAAAUAAUCACUUUGGUACCUUCCCUUUUUUUUUAUUUUCAAUGUGGGUUUGGUAAAAUUAAGUAUGCUUGAACCUGGUUAUUUAACUUGUCUAAUUUGGGCUUAGAUAGUGAGGCAAAAGCAGUGUAAUUUUGAAAUGUCGAGGAGGAUGUGUGCAGCUUGUGGAGUUGAUAGGUGUGAAAAUGCAGACUUAAAGAUAUGACUUGCUUUGAAAAUCUGUGUUAUGCCUUAGCAAUAGCAAUGAAUCUGCUGUAAGGGAAGGGGCAGAUUUAUUUUUUUCCUUGGAUGGCUAAGUAAUUUGAAUCGCACUCAUAGACUAAUUCUACAUCUCAGUUUGGAAGGAACCCAUAAGGAUCUUAGAGUCCAACUCCUUGCUCUUCACAGGAUUGCCUAAAACUAAACCAUAUGUUUAAGAGAAUCAUUUAGAUGCUCCUUGAACUCUGACAGGCUUGGUGCCAUGAUCUCUUCCCUGCAGAGCCCAUUCAGUCACCAGACAUCCUCUCAAAGAAGAACUUUUUCCUAAUGCCCCAUCUGAACUUCCUCUGACAGUAGUUUCAUAGACAUCCACAACUGUUGCUUUCACCCUCUUUCUGUGUUUCUUAUCAGUAGGAAUGUUCUUUCAAACCAGUGUGAGGUUGGAAUACGUGCAGGACUUCACAGCCCCUAUCUUAGAAGAGUUGCUGCUCCAUAUAGGCUCAUCUUGAUCUGCAAUUAGAGGCUGUUUAGGAAUGUCCUUAAAAGGUGAACUUUUACAUGUCAUUCUUAAGAAAUUUGCUGUAAAGGUGUUGAGCUCUUUAUAGACUAGAGCAUUACAGAAUUACCAGUACUUUUCUGAGCUGUUUCUAAAUUAUAUGUACUCAAAUUCAUAUUUACAUUUUUAAAGAAGUAAUUGGAUUUUUCAAAAGUGCUGAGCAGCUGCAAAUCUUUUAUGGCUCCAAUGCUUACUCAGGGCAGUGAACAUUUUAUGGCAACUAGUGAUUGCAAUGUGCUGCCUAAUUUAGUUUCACAUUGCUCUCUUAGUUUUUACAUAAUUCAGUUCAUUUUCAUAAGAUGGUGCUGGUAGGAGACUAAAUAACUCACUUAGGUUGUGGGCCGAGGAAUAAAAAUAUUCCUGCUGAUUUUUCACAACAGUGAUCUGCAAAGUUCAGAUUAAUGAAAAAUAAUCUUCACAGAAUUAAUAUUUAGGCAAUGUGAUUUUGCUGAAGGUAUUUGUGUGUGUGUGUAAAGUCUGAAAAUUAUACAAGAAAGCCUAAAAAGGGUAGAUUCUGCACUGGAGACAAGACAAAACACAGAAUCCUACAUAUUCCCUGGCUCCUAGCUGAUUUUGGGGAGGCAGAAUGAUCCAGAAAAAUAUUUAUAAACCUGAUAUUUUACUUGUGUGGAUAUUAUGUUUGCAGUUCUUAUAUACUAACCUUCCUUCACUUUCUUCAGUACAGAAAUUAGCCUUACAUUAGUCUUAUUGCAGUAUUAUUUUCACUUUUUUUUCCAAAUAAGAUGAAACAAGGAUAAGUUCUGUAAGUCAUGAGAAUAUUGUCAUACAGAAUAUUAGUAUAAUAGGAAAGGAAGUAUAGAUGCCAUAGUUAAACCUAAGAGGGAAAAUUGGAAAAAUUCUUGUUAUUUAACUACAGAAUAUGAUAUCUGCUUCUGAAAUACUUGGCUGCUCCCAUAUAAAGCAGUGAUUUCUUUUUCAGUUUUUCACAGUUGGCGACAUGAAACAAGGAAUAAACAUUGAAAUAGAAAAAACUACCACAAUAGAUUUCUUUUAAAGCUAGAAGUAUCACUCAGGUCUUGAAAUAGAGAGUCAAAGAUUAAAUUCCAAACCUAUUAGAAAAGUGAAAUGGUGGGACCCUGACAUUUGUGUGUGAUAUUCCCAGCCUUUAUUUAGAAAGAUAUAUUUUGUUAGCAUAUUUGAAGUAUCAUGAAUUCUGUUUAGGUUAAAACAGAUGCCUGGUAUGCCUUGGCAUUUCUGAUUUAUAUAUCCUGAGAUCUGGUUUGCUUUAACCUCCCUGCAAGUAAGCAGGUUGUCGUAACUGCGUGAACUCUUGCCACUUGUUUUGUAUUACAUGAAGUGUAACAACUGAACCUGAAAUGCUGUUUCUACCUUUUGACUUUGUUCAGCGUUCUCAAGAUCAGUAUACAGAUGAAACGUACAAAUAAGCAACCUGUAAUUAUAGUGUUAUGUGGUGUUCUGCACUCUACGCUGGGCACUGUUCUGUGUGCCAAUACCCACCAUCCGUGUGAAGUCAGUGAGCAUUUGGUUGGGUAGGAGCACAGAAUGGAGGUUUUGUAGUCCAGAAGAAAUGGCCAAACUUCUUUGUAUUUAUGCUCUAGUCUUUUCAGAAAAAAUAACACUGGAUGAAUACAUAAUGAAAUUGCUGUGAUCUACGGGACUACUUCACAGUCAGUGCAUGCCCUAAAGUAUUGCUUUGUAACAUCUGUUUUAUACUAAAUGUUGGUGUUCAAGUGAGCCUUGUUAGCUAUUUGACAGUGACAGACAACAAUAUUUAUAAAACUGUUAUAAUAAAUGCCUUUUUAGUCUAAGAAAA
Messenger RNA from Myiozetetes cayanensis, 8740 nucleotides. It is a transcript of the gene FRRS1L, whose product is annotated as ferric chelate reductase 1 like. NCBI's taxonomy places the organism in Eukaryota, Metazoa, Chordata, Aves, Passeriformes, Tyrannidae. Gene Ontology annotation, biological process: regulation of glutamate receptor signaling pathway. The record is from RefSeq and is a predicted model, not a curated record.